CCUCUCAAAGUUCUUAAUUCUGGCUUUCUUCUUCAUCUCUCGUCCUCGUCCAAAAGAUUUUGAAAACGAAGCGACGAAGUAGAUGUACACAGACUCAGUUCUCUUGAUCAAUUUCUUCUUUUGUCUGUCUUGAUAACUAGAAGGAAGUGAUGGGGAUUGGAGGAAGAUUUUGGGAUUUGCUUAAACCACCCUAUGUGCGACCCGAAGGACCCUAUUUACUGAGAAACAAACGCGUCGCCGUCGAUCUCUCAUACUGGGUCGUUCAACACGAGAUCGCUAUCAAGACCUACACUACAUUCGUAACCCGCUUCUGAGGCUCACCUUAUUCCGUAUAAUCAACAUUUUCUCCAAGCUUAUGAAAAGUAUGAAUGUCUGGUAUGGAGUUCUGGGUUCUUGAAAAUAUUGAAGAAUAAGUGCAAUUGAGAGUUCAGCUUGCUUUUGGGAUGCUCAUUCGGUUAUUUACUAAGAGUGGUUUGCAGGAGCUGCUUGAAGUAUUUGGGAUGCUUGGUCUGAAAGUUUCAGGGGAAGCUGAAGAAUUAUGCACUCUAUUAAAUAGUGAACGUCAUGUAGAUGCAUGCAUCACAACUGACAGUAACGAUUUCCUUUUCGGGGCCACUUGUGUGUUAAAUGCAUCAGGCCUAAUUCCAAGUGAGGGGUCCGUCGUGGUUGAUCUUAGUGAAAAUGAUGCUCAAUCAUAUACUAGCCUAAGCGUCUUGGUGGUGGAUUGUGAUACUGAAUGUCUUACAAUUGUGUCGGAUAUGCUUCGCAGAUUUGAAUAUAAAGUUAUAACUGCUAAAAGAGCUGCUGACGCAUUGUGCAUUGUGCGGGAGACAGAAAAUGAGCUUGAUCUUAUUCUGACUGAAACUCACUUACCUGAUAUGAAAAUGUAUGAAUUCCUUGAGGCACUAGGACAAAUGUCCAAUCUGCCAAUAGUAGUUAUGUCAGCUGAGAAUGAUAGCAAAGCGAUACUAGGAAGCUACCAUAAAGGGGCAGUAUUUUAUCUUGUCAAACCACUCAUGAUGAAUGAUGUAAAGAACCUCUGGCAGUUUGCAUACAUCAGUAAAACAGAAAGGAUGAUGUCUAUGGAAGGACUAAGUGGCUUCUCUCAGGAGUCACAACAUGGUGAUUCCGAGGCUCGAGAGUCUAUUGUGACAAUGGAGAAGCAGGUUUUGCUAUGUGCCAAAGGACAUGAGCAGGAAGAGAUGUAUAAAGAAGGUAAGGAAGACAAUUUUGAGGUUUUGAAGGAGUCGAGGAUAAUUUGGACAGAUGAGCUGCAUGAGAAGUUCUUGCAAGCUGUAAAAGAACAAGGCGUUCAAAAUGCUCGUCCAAAGAACAUUCUUGAGCAUAUGAAUGUACAAGGACUGAAGAAAGAACAAGUUUCAAGCCAUUUACAGAAAUAUCGUAUUAAAUUGAGAAAAAAGCAGGAGUUUGCCCAAAACACCAUGAAGAAUUUCAACGGUCUUAUGUAUAUGCCUUCUCUUGGUUCCAUCUAUCUGACCAAUCGUGUGGACACAGGCCCUAAUAGGGUACCAAAUUUUUUGCAGAGGCAGUCCACUCUACAGAACAGUUUUCCUGGUUUUUCUCGUCCUGAUUCUGGCCAAUUUGGAUUCAGAAAUUUCGUUAUCGGAGAGUUACCUCACUCCAAGAAGAUGAAAAAUCAUGUGGGAGAUUCAGGGUUUAGUGUCACCUAUCACCCAAAAUUGUUCAAUGAUACAAUACGAGGACAACAAGAGGAGCUAGUUCUGAUGCCACAGCUAUCAUCAGUGCCUCCACCAGCACGAUAAUAAUCUUCCCGUUCUUGCUGACGAUUUAAAUGAUCUCUGGUAGGUUGGGCUACUGGUGUUUGCAGAUUAAUUUUUAUAGUUUCUAGUUUACUAAUAAUGCUCAUGUUUGAAUAUUGUGUUGUUCUUGUAUGGAUGAGAAUGACUGAUCUGGUGUCAUGAUAUGGAAUAAAACUCUCUUUGGCUA
Messenger RNA from Tripterygium wilfordii, 1968 nucleotides. Its product is annotated as two-component response regulator ARR14-like. Gene Ontology annotation, molecular function: nuclease activity; DNA binding. Gene Ontology annotation, biological process: phosphorelay signal transduction system; cytokinin-activated signaling pathway. The record is from RefSeq and is a predicted model, not a curated record. The transcript has 7 exons. The coding region runs from base 444 to 1784 and encodes 446 amino acids. NCBI's taxonomy places the organism in Eukaryota, Viridiplantae, Streptophyta, Magnoliopsida, Celastrales, Celastraceae.